AUCUCCUGACGUCAUAGGCGCGCCGGAGCGCUUGCACAGCGGAGCCGGGGGCGGAAGUGCUAUCGGCGGAAGUGAUAAUUGCGCGAGUCGUGGGUGGGAUGACCGCGGGUCAGCUCCUUCGAAGGCUGUUGCGAACACCUUCCAGUUCCAUGGCUCAGAGCCGAAUCGGUGGCGUGUCCCCCUCCAGGGCCAUGCACGCGAAGCGCGGGCCUCGAAAGCUCUCCAUCGAAGGAAAUAUUGCUGUGGGAAAGUCCACCUUUGUGAAGUUACUCACGGAAACUUACCCAGAGUGGCACAUAGCUACAGAACCUGUAGCAACAUGGCAGAAUGUCCAGGCCGCUGGCACCCAAAAAGCCUACACUGCUCAAAAUCUUGGAAACUUGCUGGAUAUGAUGUACCAGGAACCAGCACGAUGGUCCUACACAUUCCAGACAUGUUCUUUUAUGAGCCGCCUAAAAGUACAGCUGGAGCCCUUUCCUGAGAAACAAUUACAGUCCAAGAAGGCGGUACAGAUCUUUGAGAGGUCCGUGUACAGUGACAGGAGUUUGCCAGCCGGGUCAAAUUACAUGGCUUCAUCUACCUCCAGGCUACUCCCCAGGUUUGCUGGAAGAGACUACACCACAGGGCCAGGGAAGAGGAGAAAGGAAUUGAGCUGGCAUAUCUUGAGCAGCUUCACAGUCAACACGAAGCCUGGCUUGUUCACAAGACAACCAGGUAAGCAGAGAAGAGGGCAGCACCACACAGACACCUGCCUCCCUACAAGCCAGUUGCCCAAACAUGAGUUCAGCACGCAGCCCCAUAAGAAGGUUGAGAAUGUACCGAGUGGUUGGAAAUGCCAAGCAUUAUCCAACUCAGAAACUUAAAUGUUAGAUGUAAUCUAUAUACUAAGAGACUUUUUAUUAGAUUCUGUUUCUCACCUUUUUUGUUUUUUAACAUUACCCUAGAUUGAACAUUGUGAUUGAGGAUAGUGAUAUAGUUAGCUCAGGGUGAAGGUCUGAAAAUUUCUGGAGAAAUUGUCCUUCUUACUAAGUUGACAGUCCUAGUUUUGGCCUUUCCUUCCUUCGGGCUCGGCAUGCUGUCCACUUGAAAUGUGUAGGGCUCUGACCUUCCGUAUCCAUUUCAAGACUAAAGAGAAAUUUCAGCCUUCCUCUUUCUGGCCAACUUUAUUAAACUCUUUUUCAAAUUGCUAUUUACAUGCCAUUUCAUUGAGAAGCCAUGUGACUUUAGAUCUCUUCUAUGGAUUACUAAGACUUGGUGAGUAUGUGAAGGUUGGCUCAGCUUUCUUUUUUCUGUCCCCUAAAACGUUCAUGCUUCU
Leopardus geoffroyi (Geoffroy's cat) is the source of this 1315-nucleotide messenger RNA. It is a transcript of the gene DGUOK, whose product is annotated as deoxyguanosine kinase. The record is from RefSeq and is a predicted model, not a curated record. Gene Ontology annotation, biological process: nucleobase-containing compound metabolic process. Lineage: Eukaryota; Metazoa; Chordata; Mammalia; Carnivora; Felidae. The transcript is spliced from 5 exons. Gene Ontology annotation, cellular component: mitochondrion; cytoplasm. Gene Ontology annotation, molecular function: deoxyguanosine kinase activity; ATP binding. Bases 99 to 863 code for a protein of 254 amino acids.